This is a messenger RNA of Besnoitia besnoiti, 420 nucleotides long. RefSeq lists its product as uncharacterized. The transcript has a single exon. The record is from RefSeq and is a predicted model, not a curated record. Bases 1 to 420 code for a protein of 139 amino acids. Lineage: Eukaryota; Apicomplexa; Conoidasida; Eucoccidiorida; Sarcocystidae.
AUGACGACUCUCUCGUCUCCGUCGAUCUUCUGCUCGCCGCCGAUUUCUUCCCCUUCCGGGAGCCUCAGCGCAAUCUCGCUCGCCCCUGUCUCGACUUCGCUCGCGGGCGUGGACGCCUCCAAGGAAAACGCAGGUCUCUCCGGCUCCUCUGGCGCGCUUCCGGAGGCCGCGGAAGGCCGCGGCAACUCAACGAGAGAGAGCGCCACAGGGUCACGCAGGGGGAGGAGGACGAUGGCAGGCGGCACGAGCGAAGAAGGAGCAAGCGGAGCAGAGGCAGGCUCUUCUGCGAGGCGCAGCUCCGCAUCUGCGGCCUUCGCCGGUGCGGCGGGCCCCAAAGAGAGAGAAGAGACAGGAGAGAGACAGAGAUGCAGGCGAGGAAACUGCAGAAGAAGCAGAGGCGAGCUCACGGGCGAUAUGUGA